Molecule: messenger RNA, 3673 nt
Organism: Linum trigynum
Lineage: Eukaryota; Viridiplantae; Streptophyta; Magnoliopsida; Malpighiales; Linaceae
Source: the annotation of a GenBank genome assembly
UCCAAAUCAAUCAUCUAAAAAUUAUAAUAAGUCAUUGCAUUAAUUCAUGUGCUCUCUAAACAUUAUACAUAGACUCGUUUCAUUCAACAAUCCAUAAAAUUACAUUAAUUCGUCAAUGUCAUAUUAACUCUUACUUACUAGUAUGAACACACCUCAUUUUAUAAAAGGAAGAAAAAACAAAAAAAGAAAACUCAUAACCCUAAUAUAAACCAAACUCAACAUAAAAAAACAUUAUGCUCUGACUUAUGGUAUAUCCUCUACCAAUCCUUAUCAAUAAUCCACUAGAAUUACCUGACCGGCCUUUUGUCUGAUUGAAUUGUUCUCUCAUGCCUGUCUAUGUCCAAAUAGAUUAUUUUAGUUUGCUGCAAAUGCCACGAAUAUAUCCUUAAUCAUGGCUAUGUUACAUUGAAAUCAUCGAUGCCCCUAUAUUACCACACUAUUCUUGUUCUACAUUAUCAACUCAGAACGCAAGCAUAUUCAUCUUCUCCCCAUUAAACAUUGGAGCACAACAGGCAAUCAUGGAGCAGCAGCAAACAACAGAUGAAAACAUCAGGAGCAGCAGCAACAGAAAUGGCUUCUCUUUAGAUGCAGCCCUCAACAUCAUGCUCAAAGAAUCCUGCAGUAAAGGUUCAAACUUUGUCUUCUCCCCUUUCUCAUUCAACUCCAUGCUCUGCCUAAUCGCUGCCGGGGCCAAAGGGUCUGUACUGGAACAGUUGCUCCAGGUUCUGGGAUACAGAAGCUUGGAAGAAGUCAGUUCUUCUAUGGCAUCUAGGGCACUGCUGCCAAUGUUAUCGACGGUGAACAACGAGAGAGACGAUGUCGUCGCGAGUGGCCCGAUCAUCUCGUUCAUUAACAGUGCUUGGGUGGAUCGAAGGUUCAAGCUCAAGCCUUCAUUUGAAGAACUUGCCAAGCAAGUUUACCGUGCCACUGUCAAACAAGUGGACUUUGUCUGCAAGGCAAGAGAAGUAGAAGAUGAGAUCAAUUUGUGGGUAGCGAAGGAGACGAAAGGGCUCAUCAGAAGCCUACUACCACAAGGAAGCCUUGAAGAUGAUACCGCACUAGUGCUUGCAAACGCCCUCUACUUCAAAGGCCAAUGGGACAGGAAAUUUGACCCAGCAAGAACACAAGUCAGGAGCUUUCACCUCCUCAACUCUCCAGAAACCGUGGCAGUUCCUUUCAUGACCACCAAACCAAACCAAAAGCAUCUUUACAAAUCGUUCGACGGCUACAAGGUCCUCAAAAUCCCCUACCAGAACCCUGAACCUGAAAACGAAGACAACAGUAUGCAGUUCUCGAUGCAUUUCUUCCUCCCAGACGAACCAAACAGCUUGCCUACCCUCGUACAGAAAAUCAGAACCAACCCUGGGAUGUUGAACGACUACUCCGAUCAGCUGAAGCUGGAAAAUUUGCCUCAGCUUUGGAUCCCUAGGUUCAAGUUUUCGUUCGACGUGGAAGCUAAGGAGGCCCUGGAGGAACUGGGGAUGGGUUUCAAAGCAGGGGAGCUAACGGAGAUGGUGGAUUGUGGAGCAGCAGAGGAUAAGCUAUCACUGUCGAAGAUGUUUCACAAGGCGUUCGUCGAAGUGAAUGAGGAAGGGACAGAAGCUGCGGCAAGCACUGCACCGAGAUUUAUAAGGAAGUGCGGGAGGAGGAACCCUCCUAGCUUUGUGGCAGACCACGCUUUCAUGUUCACUAUCGUGGAGGAAACGUCAGGGAUUGUGCUGUUCCUAGGAGCUGUGGUUAACCCUCUCCUGGUGUCUGCUGACGGGUGUGGCACAUUGUUGCAUAUGGACAAGAAGCCUCGAUGCCACUAGAUGGCAGUCUUCUCGUAUUGAAUGAAUGUAGAUUGGGAGCUUUGAAUCAUAUGAAUGAAUAGUUGUUCUAAAUAUGUAAACGGAAAAGCAUACUCCUGAUAGCUAGUACCAGGUUAAAAAUGGGAAUCCAGAUAGGAAGUGCUAAGUUGCAAAGCAACUCAUCACAGGCACCAAAUUAAUCUGCAAGAACUCAUUCAUAACACACCAGACAAGUAUCUGCCCAAGUUUAGAUUAUACACAUCAUCUUGAACAAACAGGAACCAUCCUAUACAUAGGAGUAACGUUGUCAAAGUUGGUUAGGUAAACCACAACAGUUGUGAAAACUCCGUAAAAAGGCAAUCGACUCAGUGGCAACGACAUUCAAGAAAAAUCCCAAACACCUAUACCUAUUACAACAGCCUGAACCUUUGAAAAUUCUCCUUAUGCACAGUAAAUUGGUAAGAAACAAAACCUGAAGCGCCUCGCCAAACAAGGAGAAGGUAUGUAACCAUUGCAUGAUGCUGUUCUGUGAAGCUACUUAUUCAUGAAGAGACUCCUCAUGACAAUGUAAGAAGUUGCUUGACAUGAUUAAUCCAACUAGCGACGUUUUUCCCAUCAACAGCAACCCAAUCAACGACUGUGGAUGCUGGUUGUUCCCACCACUCAUCAAGCUGCAUUAAAAUGUCAGCUGUUAAGUUUAGGCAGAAUUCAACUUAUACGGAGAAGAAACAAAUCAUGAAAUUCAACAUGUUAUAAGAGGACAGUUCGGAAGUAAGGCAGUGGGCUGAUAGCUCCUUUCACUUUGGCAGCAAAUUGGGUUGGGUAGCUAGUUUUACUAAAUACAAGCAGCUGCUCUAUAGUUUUAGAACUAAGCCUUUUCGAAAUAAAAAUUCUCCUUGCUUAGGUGGGAAUUUCACGAUUUUAUCAUGAGACCUAGUCUCUGGAUUUUUUGAAUGAUUAAUUACACAUGCUUCACACAGAAGCCUAGUUUGGGAAAUUGCAAUAGCAUCCCAGAGAAAGAAUAACUAGGAAUGCUCCUCAAGCCAGGCAGAUCCUAUAAUUGACAGAAAACAGAUCAAAGAUCAAAUCCAGGGAGUUCAUGAAGUCAGACAAUCGAGAUAAUUACUCACCAAACCUCUAACGUAUUUGCAAUCUUCCAGACACUUUUGAGCCUCCAAACUGGCAGCUUUAAGCUCAGGAAGCCACUUCUCCUUGACAAUCUUCUCCUGCUCGGAAGCUAAACUUAAACAAUAGUUUGUUGUCCUGCAUAAUGUUUCAGACAAUGAGAAUGCGUUGUCUAACAACAAAUAAUUAAAUGACCGGGAAUUCCCAAAAACAAAAAAGUUUUCAACUGAAUAGUCCCAGAAUGGAGUUUAGGAAACUAGACCAAUUGUAAAUGAAAAAGUAAGGAAGUUAAACUGCGAGGACAACAUAUGCAAGAGUAUUUAAUCAUCAAGGGAUGCUACUUCAUCAAAUUUCAAUAAAAAUCAACUAGCAAAUUAUUUAACUUUACCUUUCGUAAUCUUGUUGAGCUCGAUAUGCAUGGUUUAAAAGUGCAUGACCACUUUCAACAAGAUCCUGUCUUAUGUGGACCAUGUUGAUUGCCUUUGCCAAGUCUUCUAAAACACUAGCCUCGGAACCACGUAGAUUCAGACAGAACUCCAGGGACUCCAACACUGAUGCUAGACCAGCAUCUGAACCCUCCAAACCUAGUAGCAAAUAACAAUUGGAUUUGCCAAUAUUCAGGCAAAAGCUCACAUGAAAAGCUCAAGAAGUCGGAUUGGUUUCAAAUGUUAUGCACCUAUCUCAUUUUAUAGGAUAUGCCUUUUAUCUUCAAAAAAUUAAACUUCUAUGUAUAACUAGAAUAAAAUAGACGUCUGAGA